Setaria italica (foxtail millet) is the source of this 1013-nucleotide messenger RNA. RefSeq names its product nudix hydrolase 26, chloroplastic. The record is from RefSeq and is a predicted model, not a curated record. The coding region runs from base 38 to 718 and encodes 226 amino acids. Gene Ontology annotation, molecular function: guanosine-3',5'-bis(diphosphate) 3'-diphosphatase activity; bis(5'-adenosyl)-pentaphosphatase activity. Lineage: Eukaryota; Viridiplantae; Streptophyta; Magnoliopsida; Poales; Poaceae. The transcript is spliced from 6 exons. Gene Ontology annotation, biological process: ribose phosphate metabolic process; nucleoside phosphate metabolic process. Gene Ontology annotation, cellular component: chloroplast.
AGAGAGCAUCGAUUUGGUUGGAUUCGCUUUCUCUGCGAUGGUGGCCGCCGCAUCUGCACGCUGCUGCCUGCUUGCAAACCCCAUCGUCCACCACAGCCGCCCCGCCGCGUCCGCGCUCCGCCUCCCGCGACGAACCAGGCCGCCACUCUCCUCCUCCUCCUCGCGCUCCUGCUCGACCUCCGCGUCGCCGCUCGUCACCGUUGCAUCCAUGGACGCGCCGCCGGAGGGCUACCGCACCAACGUCGGCAUCUGCCUCGCCAACCCCUCCCUCACCAAGAUUUUCUCGGCUUCUAGGAUCGACAUUCCUAGCGCGUGGCAGAUGCCCCAGGGCGGUAUAGAUGCAGGGGAAGAACCAAGAGCAGCUGCUGUUAGGGAGUUGAGAGAAGAGACUGGCGUCACAUCCGCAGAGAUCGUGGCUGAGGCUCCUAACUGGUUGACAUAUGAUUUCCCACCGGAUGUGAGAGCAAAACUGAAUGCUAGGUGGGGAACAAAUUGGAAAGGCCAGGCUCAGAAAUGGUUUUUGUUUAGAUUUACUGGAAAUGAUGAUGAGAUCAACCUCAAUGGUGAUGGAUCUGAGAAGCCAGAGUUUGGUGAAUGGACAUGGAUGAUGCCCCAGGAAGUUAUUGAAAAGGCAGUUGAUUUCAAAAAACCUGUAUAUGAGGAAGCACUGAAACACUUUGCGCCGCAUCUACAGUCAGAACCAACUGUUUCGUCGUAGAUCUGACCAGUUUGCAUAUAUUUAUUUUUGUGUGGAACUACCUUUUAUAUCCGGAACCCAAUAAUUUCUCAUGAAGUGAUGGAGGUAUGCUACUAUUUGGUAAUGGAUGACCUAUAUAUUUAGUUAUCAUGUGAGCAUUGGAUCCUCAUCUUUUCAGUCAUACAAUAAGUCGUGUAAACUGUUACGAUAAUUAUCUAGUUUAGUUUUUGCCAGUUUGGAACAUGUUAGCCAGUGUUUCUUGAAGCCUUUGUCAUUGCCAAUUAACUCAAUGCAUUGGGAGCACAGUGUUGAGCUA